UUCCUUGAUGUGUCUGCAGUGUAACAAUGCUGUACAACCUCGGCACUGUCACACAGUAACCUACUGCGCGGAAGAUGAGGUGUGUUUUGUUGAAAAAGUGGAGUCUAUGUUUGGAGUCCGGUACAACAUGGGUUGUCUCCAAGACAGAGUUUGCAGAGAGCAAAACCAAACAAAUAUUAUAAAAAACAGUGGAGAGGGAAACCCCCUUCCAUAUACUUGUACUGAGUGUUGUCAAGCCGAUCUCUGUAAUGCAGAGGGAUGUGGAGAACCAGGGUAUCCGGUUGCAAGAGGACCGAUUUGUUUCGCCUGUAGCCAACAUGAUGACUCGAGGGAGUGCCGACAGAUUGCUCAUUGUAGGGACUCUGAGUUGUGUUACAUUAAAAAAGAGGAAGAAUUUGGUGACCAAAUAUACUCAACAGGAUGUAUGCCUUUUCAGCAAUGUCUAAGCGUAGUUCAGAAUACCCUAGCAAUUGGACAUUUGUCUAAUUCUCAUCACUUUUCAAGACCUUCGACGACAGGAAAACCAACAGGAACUAUUAUAGACACAACAGUCGCCUCAUUUGUAACUGAUCAACCAACUGGGAUCACAGAUAACAAUAUUCACAUGAUUAAUGGAUCAACUAUCACUUUUCCUCCAAACUCCACCGUCGUUCCAACUGGAAUUACAGAAAGCAGUAUACAUAUGAUUGACGAAUCAACAUCCAACUCACCACACUCAACCCAAGUACCAACUGGAAUUACAGACAGCAAUAUACACAUGAUUGAAGAAUCAACAUCCAACUUACCACACUCAACCCAAGUACCAACAGGAAUUACAGAUAGCAAUAUACAUAUGAUUGAAGAAUCAACAUCCAACUCACCACACUCAACCCAAGUACCAACAGGAAUUACAGACAGCAAUAUACAUAUGAUUGACGAAUCAUCAACGAGUUUACCGUUUAAAACCAAAGUACCAACUGGAAUAACAGACAACAAUAUACAUAUGGUUGAUGGAUUAUCUACAGGCUUUACAACAACCCCCAAAAUUGUCCCAACCGGGAUUACCGAAAAAUAUAUUCACAUGGUUGAUGGAUCUUCAAAAUCCUCUCCCACACAAUCAACCCCUGUUUCUCCAGAUAUUACAGAGAUAUCAAUUUUGUCUGAUCAAACUAACUUUCUCGCAAAGGAAUACAUUGGUAUAUGGAGUUCCAAAAAUACUAAAUUCCAGUCUCCAUCUGUAAUGAAACUUACACAUUCCAAAAAUAGGGCAACAACUUUGAAUGGGAGACAGAAGCGGUUUAUCUCCUGUCAUCAGUGUUGCAGGGGAGAUCUUUGCAAUGAAGUGUGCAGUCCUAGUAGUCCUUUAACACCUACACCAGACUACUUUACGAUUUCUCCACCAUCCACUCCCACAUCAAGUACUGAUCGCCAAUCAACAACAGCUGCAAUACUUACAUCUACUCCUACCACAUCCACUCCUACCACAUCUACGCCUACUAGUACCACAUCUACUCCUACUACAUCCACUUCAACCACAUCUUCGCCUACUAGUACCACAUCUACUCCUACCACUACUUCCAGCACUACAACAACAAAUUCAACAACAUUUCCAGUUAUAUAUACAGGCUUGUCUGGUACAGAGUUUCUACUUGCCUUGUCAAAGCAUAAAAAUCUACAGGAUGCAGAUAAUGUUUCCUUAGUGAUUACCUCCCCUGACAAUGGAAGAAUAAGUGUUUAUUUGGAAAAUACCAAAUCCUUCAUCAAUAUCACCCUAACGAAGGGUAGAAAUGCUAUCUCGUUAGAUCCAUCCAUUGCUACUUCGGUGCCUUGGAAUGAACAGAAAGGAAUUUACGUCAAAUCUAACGUUAAUAUAUCCGUCCACAUAAUGGAAUAUAAAAACGGCAGUGACACUGCCUUUUCAGUGAUACCUGUUUCUGACUUAUCUAACCGUUACGUAGCAGCAACAGCCAAAGGAACGAACGACAACCCGUCUUUUAUUACUGUUGUAGCGCUACAUAAUAACACAAAAGUAAGGUUUAAUCUCAGGUUAGAGGACAAAAACAGAUAUGUUUAUAUUAGUCCAUGGAGAAACUACCGAUAUGAAAAUGGGGAAAGCUUCAACAUUACUUUAAAUCAGUACGAGACGUUUCAACUGGAGGUCAAUGGAACUGAUUUGACUGGUACAGUAAUUGAUAGUUCUAAACCAGUGGCAGUUUUUUCUGGAGCUGAGUCAACAGUCAUUCCAUCAACAGUAUGUACUCAAGACUGUGAGACUCAAAAAGUUAUACAAAUGCUACCACCUACAGACGCUUUAGGUACUGAUUUCAUAAUCCCAAAACUGCAAAACAGACACACUUUUACCUAUAAGAUUGUUUCUUCAGAAGAUGGAACGCAAGUAACCGUAAACGGUAAAAUUGUUUAUCUCCCGACAGUAGGAUCUUUCAAAGAAUUUGAAACAAAGGCUAAUACAUCAAUUGCUGUUUCCAGCAAUAAGCCAAUUCUCGUAGUCCAAAUGACUGAAACUAUGAAAUCGGAAAAGGAGAACGCCAGUGGAGCAAUGUUAGUUACUCCAGCCAUCCAGCAACUCCAAAGUGAUUAUCACUUUAGUAUUCCCGAUGGUGGCGAAUACAGCCAUUUCCUCUCCAUUGUAAUAAGGAAAGGCCAAGAAGGGGCACUUGUCCUCGACGGCAAACCGUAUAGUCAAAUAAACGCUACCAUGGAAACAGUUGACUUAAAUGGACAACCAUACGCUGUAAUAAAUAUACCUUUAAAUCAACAUGAUUCCCAUGAUAUAGAAAACUUGCAAGGCAGUCCAUUUGGAUUGAUGGCUUAUGGAUUUAAGCAUAAUCAAGGAUAUGGAUAUCCAGUAGCGCUAAAAUUGACACAUUAG
Saccostrea echinata is the source of this 2869-nucleotide messenger RNA. Its product is annotated as mucin-5AC-like. Bases 8 to 2869 code for a protein of 953 amino acids. The record is from RefSeq and is a predicted model, not a curated record. NCBI's taxonomy places the organism in Eukaryota, Metazoa, Mollusca, Bivalvia, Ostreida, Ostreidae. The transcript is spliced from 10 exons.